AUGGGUAUCACUCGUGACAGCCGCCACAAGCACCGCCUGACCGGUGGGCGCGUGAACGUGCACAAGAAGAAGAGGAAGUACGAGAUGGGCCGCCCGUCCGCCAUGACCCGUCUGGGCCACAAGCGCGUCCGCGUCGUCCGCUGCCGUGGUAUAAAAGUUUUUUUUCCCACCAACUAGUCGUAACAUAACAAUAAAAACUGCGUAUUUUCUGACAAAAUUACUAUUUCGCGCACUUACAACUUCUUCCCUGCAUACACGUCAGCAUCGAACGAAGGUCCACUUUUAUUUAUCCAGUGCUUUUUUCAUUCUCCCACCUGGGGUUCUUGGUCGAAAUAUCUACAAAUUACUUCUGCAAAAAAUUUCGCGCGCUAGGACUCGUCGCGCUGCGCUCGCUCGACGAACACGUUCUUGCCUAGAAAACUUUUCACGAAUAAAGCAAGGAUAUCACCGAAUGAACAAAAAAUCAGGUGCCAACAAGAAGUUCCGCGCUUUGCGUUUGGACAGCGGUAACUACUCGUGGGGCAGCGAGAACUGCACGCGCAAGGUCCGUGUUAUGGACGUUGUGUACAAUUCCGUGUCCAACGAGUUGGUGCGCACCAAGACCCUGGUCAAGAACACCAUCGUCCAGAUCGACGCCAUGCCCUUCAAGCAGUGGUAUUUGUUUUUCUAAAUUUCAUGCCCGAAGAAGUGAAAGUGCACUUGUUGUCAAUGCAGAUAGAUCUGUCGUGGUGAAGCUGAAGGACCACUUCUUUCACCAGGAGCUUUCUUUCUUCAAAGAAAAAGUUUUCAUGUUUCAGAUCUCCGUUUUCCAUAAUGACCUUAUGGGUCGUCACAGACUUUACAAUGAUAGUCCUACGAUGAACAAUGGAAAUAAACUUUAUGGCUGUGCACGCACGGGUAUCAAAAAAAGAUGAAACAAACACGCAAACGCAGGUAUUCCAAGCACUACGGUGUGGAAUUGGGCAAGAAGAAGGAGAAGAAGGAGGAGGUGAAGAUCUCCGGACACGUGAAGGCCAAGCAGGCCGGUCGCGUGCACAAGCUCGACGCCAACCUGGAGGACCAGUUCAACUCCGGUCGUCUGCUCGCCUGCAUCAGCUCCCGCCCGGGCCAGACCGGCCGCUGCGAUGGCUACAUCCUGGAAGGCGACGAGUUGGCCUUCUACAAGAAGAAGCUGGAGAAGAAGAAGAAGUAAGGAGGAAGAUAAACAAGUCUUUCUUGGCUGUCAUCAACGAUCAUCGGGUCCCAGUCUUCUGGUGUAGUCGUGGUUCUUGGCGAGUUGGCGCAGGAAUGAAAAAACAAUUUUUUAAUUCCUUCACACAGAUGUUGAACAAGUCCACACAAAAAUACUCCAAACAUGACAUCUCGGUCGACGGUUGUUAAAGGAAUCGUUUUUCCGUGGCAACGCGGGAAGCGUGAACAAGCACGAACUGCGAUGCCCCAUGAAGAGUUGCGGACCUCUGCACUGAUGAAUCAAAGCACCCAUUUACGCUAGAUUUUUUGUCAACCACUGAUAAAGCAAAUCAAACGCCAGCGAGCAGAAAAUGCUGCGAGCUACACAGCAUCGCGGCAGGCAUUCGCCACCACCGUGAGUUGCCCGGAGGACGUGCGGUAAUUGUGUUCGAAAGUGGG
Amoebophrya sp. A120 is the source of this 1629-nucleotide messenger RNA. The record is from the annotation of a GenBank genome assembly. Lineage: Eukaryota; Dinophyceae; Syndiniales; Amoebophryaceae.